Ambispora gerdemannii is the source of this 846-nucleotide messenger RNA. The record is from the annotation of a GenBank genome assembly. Lineage: Eukaryota; Fungi; Glomeromycota; Glomeromycetes; Archaeosporales; Ambisporaceae.
AUGUCCAGUUUGUCAUUGCUCAACUCUUCGGGGGUCAUGCCUUUUUUGACCUUAACCGCUGUUUUUUUGUUCAUCGGUCCAGUGUUAUUCAUAGGGAUCGCUACCAUGUGGUCAAAUCUCAAACAAAAGAUCUCUAAUGAACUUUCCGCACAUGUCAUCAAAAUUCUCAUCGAUCUUGGUAUACUACCGGAAAUCGGAAAGAGGUCACUUCAUGACCAGAUCUUUACUGAACUUAACGAUAAAUUUGACACAUGUAUUUCCGAUAUUAAUUCUACUUUCACUGCGAAGCUUGACAGAAUCAAUAAUGAACUUAAUAAUAAACUUAACGAAGAAGUUAAUGCAGGGUUCGGCAAGAUUAAUACCGAACUUAAUAGUAAACUUACUGCGGAAGCCGAAAAAAAACAAGGCACUACUGUUACCAAAAGGCUUGAUAGGAUCGAAGAAGCCUGCCAUAAUGAUUUUGGAAACAUUUCAGCCGAUUUUGAUCAACAAAGCGUGUCCAAUGAAUCUGAAACUAAUGGAUCUGGACUGGGAAGUUCGCUAGACUCUGCCUCAGCUUCAACUAGUUCAAGCUCUUCAUCUGAAGGUUCCAAUUUAUCUGGAAUUUUUGAUAUUACUGGAGACAUUAAAAUUCGCUUUAAACAACACUUUGAUCGACUUAUGAAGGCGAGGAAUUAUACUGUUGAUGAGAUGUGUUUCUCGGUAGCAAUGGAUAUUCGUAGUCUUGGAGGGAAUAUUAAAAUCUCAACAGUGAAAACUUUUUAUAGUGGUGUUGGUCGCAGUACAGUUAGUACUGUUAAUCAGAUAAACGCAUGGGUAGCUAGUUUUAAUAAUAAUGCGGAGUAG